Messenger RNA from Ruditapes philippinarum (Manila clam), 4746 nucleotides. RefSeq lists its product as uncharacterized. Lineage: Eukaryota; Metazoa; Mollusca; Bivalvia; Venerida; Veneridae. The record is from RefSeq and is a predicted model, not a curated record. Gene Ontology annotation, molecular function: signaling receptor activity. The transcript has 8 exons. Bases 63 to 1214 code for a protein of 383 amino acids.
AGUAUGGAGUAACAACAGUCUAUUUAAAUAUACAGAUAACGGCAUAAGUUCAGGAUCGUACGAUGAAGAUAAAAUAUCACCUUAUAUACCAUAACCAUCUAUAUCAUUACCAGAAACUGUACAAAAUAUUAACUAUGGAUAAAUGGAUAUUUAGAAUUUUGCUUUAUAUAGUCACAAGUUUAUUUCGGACAUCCAGUGGAUUUAUCGUCGGUAUAGAUUCUACAAGCAGUAAAUAUCGUUGUCCAGAUUCUGUUGCUCACGGUAAAUACUUACAUACCUUCCAGGAAAAAUGUUACGAGUUUGUCAUAUACGAAGGAAAGUACUGGAAAGAUGCAAGAAAUGACUGUACGAGAAAGGGAGGGGAUCUUGUUGUAGUGGACGAUGCUGCUAUACAAACAUUCCUGGUCAAUACCCUGAAAUCAUUGGGCAGCACUAAGGACGGGCUUUGGAUGGGACUGACAGAUAUACGCCACGAAUUACACUGGGAAUGGGUCAAUGGAGAACCAUUGCAAGGAUAUAACAAUUGGGCGCACCUUCAAGGGGGUGCUAACUUUUUACACCUUACACAGGACUGUGCUCAAAUUCGAAUGGACGAUAAUGGACUUUGGCAUGAUAGAGAAUGUCAUCUUUGGCCAAAUAAGUUCUCUUACAUUUGUGAAUAUGAGAUGUCUACACCUUUAACACAAAAGACGUCGACACUUUCAACUCCACUAUCAACAACAGUGUUCGGAUAUGAAACAACUACCUCCUCCACCAAAUUAUCUACGUCGGCGUCUGUAUCGUUUUCCUCAAAAUUACCUACCACAUGGCAUAGAUCAACUUCCUCAAAAUUACCUAACUCGGCGUUAAUAUCGACUUCAUCAAUAUAUUUUACCGAGAGAGCUUCGUUACAUACAUCGACGAGCAUAUUGAUGACAAAAAUUAGUACUGGUAUCAACGCCUCCGGCAAAACGAUUAAAUCACAGGAAAUCAUGAACACUACUUCCGACGCUGAGAAAACAUUUGAACAUUUGACUGAACCAACAACGAAUACGAACAAAGGUGCCUUACACCAUCCCUCCAGUCCAAUAUCGGGCUCUUCACAAGUAUCUACCACUAUAAUUACACAGAAGCCAAUAAUUUGUUCGGAGUUAAACUGUGUUGUGUCGUGUCCUAAUGGUUAUUCCGGUGUAUAUGUUGGACUUGACGGCUGUAUCAACUGUAGAUGUAACUAAAUUAUUAUUCUCAUAAUACAAUGUACUUUUCUUUAUGGACAGACUCAAUAAAAUCGUGCAAUCGUCCAGAUUUUUUUUGGUGUUUGACUUGAGUGUAUUUAACGAUGUAAAGAUUGCAUGGGGUCAUGCUUUAUAAUCAUUGUCUGUUUUAUAAUUUUCAAACCCUGUAGUGACUUCGAUUGUUGAGAAAAUGUCUAGGACUCAGCCGAAACACUUUAUAAUAUAUAUUCAGUGUAUGUAUAUUCAGUCACGAACCUAAUGGUGUUAACCUUACAUACAAACCCUUAUUUGAUUAUUUCUUUGGACAAGGCGCAGGACGUGAAGUACUUGCAUACGUGGUUCAAGCGAGCAAAAUGCAACUACCGAGUCAUAAAUAUUAAUAAGGCCCGCACGUAUUUUCUCCAUGUACGAUGGUUUGAAUGUUAUUUUUGAAAUUUUUAAAUGUGCUCAUUCCCUAUGGCAAUGUCUAUAACACACUCGGGUCUAAGUUUCAGGUGACUAACUUCUGAUUUGACGAAGAUUUGACAAGUGACUUUUCUGGUCGGGUUUUCUACUUUAAGUUUUGAAGUUCAUCAAACAAGACUGUAUUAUACAAUUAUUGACUAGUGAGCCAUUGAAUAUGGCUAUCGCCUCGGUCAAUAUGUCAUCUGCCGGUGAAUAUCACAUCAUAUUCAAUGGCUCACUAAUCAAUAAUAGUUUUAUUAUAUGAAUAGGUUAAGAAUUUAAAAAAGCACAUAAAAAUACAACCUUAUAUACAUGUACAAAUUUUGCCUCGUUGAAGCGCGGGAAAAAGAAGCACGUGUUAGGCAUACAUAAUUAGUUCAAGUUUAUACUCAUCAUUGUGCUGUAGCCUUUAAGUAUAAUAGUAAAGUAAUGAUAUUUUAAUCGAGAAAUAUGCCCAAAAGAAAACCGCAACACUAAUUUUUUAAUUAACACGCGUAAUUAACAGUUUACGGUGGUCAUUAAAUACGAGUCUCAAUCUAUUUUUAGACUGGGAAAAUCCAAUUCAGCCAGUGAAUAUGAUUUUAUAAAAAGUUGUGUUGACUACUGUUUGGACCAAUGAGAUUGCAGCUAUAUUUAGAUCAUAUAAUAAAACUGUUUAAAUUUGCAUGCCUCAAAUAAAGUUAAAAUAUACAGAAAUAUAUUGUUCGUUAUAAAGUUAUAGCCCGUUUCAAAAGUAUAAUCAGACAACUUGUCGGUGAUUUUAAAAUAAAUAGAACGCUAUGAUAUUAUUAUUAUUAUUAUAGUGAACUGCACAUGAUUUGUAUUUUGGUCUGAUUGAUAUUAAUUAGAAAUUUAAUAUCAGUAGCAUUUAUGCCUACGAUUUUAUCUCUUAGAGCUUUACUAAGCUAUUGUCAAUCAGUAUAUAUAAAAUUAUAAAGAUAAAUCUUCUUCCGGUUCCUCUGCUUGGACUCCUGUUUAUAACCAUAUUUAUGUUUAGUUUUGCCUUAGAAGGGAUUAUUUUUGGUAUGCCAAACUUGAUUUUUAAUCCUCAUUUGUAUCACUUUCGACGGGAAAUAUUUUCGGCAAUUUCACCAUACUAUCAUAUUUUCGCGAUUUGGCAUCUUUCGACUCAGUGCGAAACAUCAAUAUAGCAUAACCUAGCUACAUGUUUGUGUUCUCUUUAAACGAAAAAAGUAUAUAUUCUGUGUGCAAAAUAAAAACGCUAUGCAUAGAUGAAUAUCACUAUAUGAUACAGUACAGGAAGCGUACAACCGUAACAUACAAUGAUUCAGAUAGUAUGUUUAAAGAUAGUCAAGUUUAAAGAGUGUAGGCCUACAUAAUUAGUGUGUUAUACAAGAUGAAGGAAGUUACUUUAUGUUCAUGGUUUCUGUGUUUUAUGUUGUUGGCAUCUUCUGUUGAAGGUCUUCAAUGUCCAUCAUGCACAUACCUGACAUCAGACGCUGAUAUACCUGCCUUAGUUAGAACUGCAAUAGAUACUGUACUAAACUUAUUCCAAGAGCCCAAAUGUGCAGGAGAAUUAAAAGGACCAGUACCUGAGAUAAAGGAAGAGACUUGUGAGGAGACAAGUGGACAAGUAGCAAGAUGUAGUUACUACAAAGGUUCUGUCACUAUCACAAUACCGCUACCUUUAGUUCCAGAUAUCAAUGUACCUUUACAGAUGUAUCAGAGAGGUUGUUACCAUUCCAAACCUGCAAACGUCCCUUCUAACGGCUGUCAUAACAGGGACAAUAUAAACGAAGAUAAAACUGUCAUUAAACAAAUUCUUGAUAAAGCUUCGUCAACAUUUGAGAGUUAUGAUGUGGCUAAGUUUACAGGGGAAAUGUGUCUAUGUACAGACACAUACUGCAGGGAUACGUCCGCCGCCAAUCAACGUGCACCAUUCAAUAUCUUACUGUUGUUGGCAUGUGUACUUAUUUAUCUUGUUUUUGCAAUAUAAUAACAACACGUGAUUGAUCACUGUUGAUGACUUUUUCACUGUAUUAUAUUAUCUUAUAAAUGUGUAAAAAUAACCAUUCUAUGUAUAAUGAUAUAAAUCACACAAAAUAUUUAUAACAAAGAUUUUGUAAGUCACAGCGCGAAGGAUUUUCAAAUUCUGAGUUGAUGCUCCAAUGUAAAUGUCUGUUAUUUGUUUAGGACAAUGGAGUGUUUAUCUGAAUCAGCAGAAAUUUUACAAAUUUUGACGCCUGAAGUGCCUCAUUUAUGCUUCUAGUUCGUAUACCUGCAUAUAUACACACCCACUACUGUGAUUAGUAUGUCUUCUUUCUUUGUUAUCUCUUUUGUUGUGGGGAUAAUUUAAUUCAGGAUAAUGGUUCAAGCAUUUUCCCCAACAAUAAAGAUCUAGUGGUUAAUUUCUUAUUUGGUCACAUUAUAGUAUUCCAUUGUUUUCGUAUUGCAGUAUAUUGACGGAAAUUAACUUGAAACUAUUUUAAAAAAACUUUAUUUUCUUUCAUUUAUAUUAUGACUUGUACAAAGUUUAAAUCUAUUGUCCGGAAUGCAUGAGUAAUUGUCUAGCAUGAAUGACUGUUGCAUGUAUAUUCUUGUAAACAUGUUCUUUAAUCAUACUUUUAUAAACUAUACAGUUUUAUCAUGCUGUAGAUAACCUAUUUCACAUGAAUAUCUUUUGUUAUUGUGAUAUUACAAACCACGGCUUUCAUUAUAAUUAAAGCCGGGUACAAACAUAUCUCAAAUAAACAUGGUUUGUUACAUAAUUUGCACCCCAAUAAAUGUAUAAUUUUAGCAGUGUUAAAUCGUCUUAUGAUACUCUAAAUAGAUGAUUUUGAAUGCGUUUUUGGAUCAUUGAAUUAGUAAGUUCCACAUAUUUUCUUAUAUCUAUUAUAAAUAUUAAAUCACGUUUUAUGCACUGUAUACGAAGAUUCUUUUGUCAGAAUCGAAUGCAUUAUUCAGGAUCUUUCAAAUUUGACUACAAGAUCCUGAAUUAAUGCGUUAAUGCAGUAAUGUUCAAGUGAAUGACUUAAAUUCACCAUCACAUCCAUAAACUAUUCUAAAUCUUAUGGUUAUAAUUUAAAUUACACCUGAUUGUUAAUAAAGUUGUUGAAUACUGAUAAAA